Entrophospora candida is the source of this 453-nucleotide messenger RNA. The record is from the annotation of a GenBank genome assembly. Lineage: Eukaryota; Fungi; Glomeromycota; Glomeromycetes; Entrophosporales; Entrophosporaceae.
AUGGACCCAAAAAAACGAUCUUAUUUGGACCCCAGUAAGAAAAAAGAUUUGAUUGAGUUGUUUGAGAGAUAUAUAAGUCCAAGAUUACAAAAACUUCGUGAUAAAGAAAUUGAAAAAUUUAGAGAGGAGGAAAAGGCUGGAAAACCAAAGAGUAUUAUAUCCGACUUCAUGCAGGCUGCUAAUUCGGAUGAACCAUCAUUUCAAAAGGUAAUUAGUUAUACCUUUUCCACCGAAAAAUAUUACGAGGUUCAAAGAUACUGCUGGAUUGGAGAGAAAAGAACUCGUGAAAGAUAUGUUAUUCGUCGUCCAACAACCAAAGUAUUGAAUCAAAUGGAAAACCUAAAAAGUAAAAGAUUUCUUUUGUAUCUUUCAUUUGUGUUGUUCAUAGCUGGUGUCUUGAUUUUCAAGCUUUUUUCCAUCAACCAUUGGAUUCUGAAUUUGUUUGCAAUAUGA